Messenger RNA from Chara braunii, 2379 nucleotides. The record is from the annotation of a GenBank genome assembly. Lineage: Eukaryota; Viridiplantae; Streptophyta; Charophyceae; Charales; Characeae.
GCGUAGCAAGGGUUAUUUGCGGCUUUUCCUCGAAGUCCCGCAGAAACGGAAGGAAUUGUGGAAAAUGGAGGUUGGAAAGCUGAUGCAGCUUUACACGACGGCGGGCGCGUUUUCAGAAAAAGGUAAAAGGAAGGAAAUUAAGGAAUUGGUCGGAAAAGUGAUAAGGAAGAAGAUAGGAGUAAAUGCCAGACAUAAGACGACAGUGUCAGUAAGAUAUGAUAGGGAUAUAAAAAAGAGGGAGGUAAGAGCAGAGUUGCAAAAGUGGAUUAGUGAGUCGAAGGUACAUGCAGCAGUAAAAGGGGUGCUGAAGAGGCGUGCGCGGGUAGUGUGGAAAAGGAACAGGACCGUAGCAAACAUACUGUGUAAUCACAUAGCGGCAGCAAAAAGUGAAGAGGGGGAAUGCACGUGCGCAAGGUACGAUUUACCACGGGCGGAGGGACAUGUGGUCGCCAGGAUUGCUCAGGUGCCAGGGGUAAAGGAGCUAAUUUGCAAUGGCAAAAACAUUACGAGACCGACUCGGGGAACGGAGGGGAGAGAACUGGGGGAGAGAAUCUUUACAGCACUGAAGGCAGCAAUGUGGGAUCAUGUGGACAUCCAGCAACAGGACAUUCAGGUGGAGAGGUGCUAUGUGCAACAGACUCACGCAAGUUCCGCAAUUACGGAAGAAGAGGUCGCAGAGGUUAGGAAAAGAUAUGGGCAUUUGGUAAUCACGCCGAUGGACAGAAACGCAGGGGAGAUAGUUCUGCUUUGUCCGUCCACUUACCAGCAUGCACUAAAGAAGAUGUUCAUCUACAACGGUGCCUAUAGGCAGGAGGAAGUGAAUGAGAAGGAGGCUAUGGCGGCAGCGAGGGACGACUACAAGAAGGCUAGACUGGAAAAGAUAGCAGAAUGGGAUAGAAAGGGCAAGGUGGGCUGCGCGGAGCCGACCAAGACGGGGAGCAGGAGGGUAGCAAGGGCACUCAACGUCCUAUUGGCGAGAUUGCCAGAGGCUACACACUUCAACAUGGGGGUGACAACGCAUCUAAAGGAGAAGCUCACGCAGGUGGAGAGGAGGUGCAACAGUAAGAAAGGGGAGGCGAUGGUACUGCUGCGAAGUUAUGACAUAAAGGAAAUGUUCACAUCAUUACCGCACAAUGCGAUCAGGAAUGCAGUGGAUUGGCUGCUACAGGAAUGGGAAGCGAGGGGAAGGGAGAAAGUGAGUGUGAGCAGAAGAGGGAGGGAGGUGGUGAUGAACCAGAGGAGCCGGGGGAAAGGGUAUGUGCAGAUAUCUUUCCAGCUCAUAAGGGAGUAUGUCAAAUUUGAACUGAACCACACAUAUACAACAUGCAGGGGGAGGUUGCUGAAACAGAUCAUAGGAAUACCAAUGGGGAAAAACUCAAGUCCGCCAUUGGCGUGCAUCCUAUGCGCUAGGUAUGAGACGAGGUUCAUGAGGUCAUUGGGGAAGGACAGAGCGUUAUUUCAAGGAAUCAGUUUCAUGGACGACGUUACGACAGGGGUACUGGUGGACAAAAGGAAUGAAGGCUCUUUCCGCAAGGCAGAGAGGAUAAUGGAGGCGUUCGAGGAAUGCUAUGGAAGGAGACUCGUGCUGGUAAAAACAGAUGAAGGAGGCAACACCAUCGACUUCAUUGGCACAAAGGUUACAGCAACAGCGGGUCCAAUCAGAUUCCUGAUCACACCGCAACUGAAGAAUCAGGAGACCAUAAUCAACAGGGACAUACCGUUCAAGAGUUUCCAGGAUUACCACUCGUACUCGGACAAGAGGGCGAAGUAUGGCGCUAUCAUCGGCACGCUACACAGAAUCAGGCGCCUGACGAAUGCGGGCAGCGCAGUGAUCCAAUCAAUUAUGGCCAUGCGGCUCGAACUUCGACGCCGGGGGUACCCCCCGACGUUCUUCGCAUCCGCCCUAGCAAAAUUCGCCAGGGGAACCAUCGUGAGCGAGGACUCAUGGAGGACGCUCCUCGACAGCAUGAUGGUAAAGUACGACAGGCGGGUACAGUCUGAGGGGAAGAGGGGACGAAGGUAGGAAAGGGAGGUGAAUAGGUAAGUAAUGGGAAGGUACUAGGCUAUAGGGGGAGGGGGGAAGGUUUGAGUCGACGUACCCUUGUAUUUAUAAAUAAUAGGAGUACCCUGUAAUUUGUUGUAAAUCCGUAAUUCCGUUUUUGCGGACGCGGUCGGUUUUCGAAAAUACGGGGGAAGGUAGUUCGGAGGAAACGGGAAUACUUCCCGCAGAGCAACGGAUUGUUAGACAACGUAGCAAAGGGUGCGCAUAAUACUGGAUCGGCAAGACCCGGAGAAAGGGGAAAUACGGCACACAUGGGUGGAUAUAAUCAGGGCAUUCAGACGCGGAAGUCCACCGGGAUACAGUAUGGCAAUACCCGC